AUGGUCCCACCAUUGUCCUCGCAGAGCCGCAGCUUGCCGGCUGUUAAUGGCAAGGGGGACCGCUUGGAAACGCACUGCGCGGAUGGCGGUUCCGCGACGAGAGGGAGAGAGCCGGACACAGUGGAAGGGAUGCCUACCGAGAUGAUCGCAAGUAUGAUUAUGGAGCAUGUGGGCAUGCAGAAUAGCCUGCAGCUUGGAUUAUCGUUGCUUCAGUUGUUGGUGGCAUCUGUGGGGCAGCAUCACCUGUGGAAGGAUGUUUCAAUGAUUCUCGAACGUUGCACGCCAGCGCACAAAGGGUCACAGGAGGGCAACUCAGCAGGACUGAUCAUCUGGAGGCCCUCGGUUCGGAAUGAGGCUUGGCGUCUGUUGAAUGUGCUGAUCCUGAACGGAGAAGCUACUGGAUGGACGAGGCUAGCGCCGGCUAGUGACCAAGUGCCGAUGAAGAGUCAGAGAGUUGCUCUCGACUUCCUUCGCAGGCAGAGCGAGUGGUGGUCUCGCGACGCUAUGAAGGAUCGGCCUUCCACCAACUUUCAUGAGCUUGCCCGAGCUCGGCAAGUGGAUUACAGCGGUGAGGAGGUCUUGAAAGCGUUACCCCUUCGUUUGGAGGAGCUGGAACCAGGCUUGCCUGAUGAUGGAGUCGCCGGGUCCUUGGACGUUUUGUCGGUGGCUGCAGCGGAUGUUAAACGUUCGGUUGCAGACCCCUCUCUCACUUUGCUUGAUCCUUCUGCAUGGCCUGAUCCUCUCCCGUCGGCGUCCAUGCGAGUUUGUCAACACGAGUGGAUUCGCAUUGUCAAAGUGCUUUAUGACAAGGGAAUAGUGGAAGGUAUAAGUUUGGAGGAGGUGUUCCGCGUACGGGGCGAGCCUGUUCUAAAUGGGGCCUUUGCUGUGGAAAAGAGCGGGACGCCUGCUGACGGUCAGGCUUGGCGGGGCCUUAUGGCAUUCAAGUUGCCCGUUCCCGGUGAGGUGGUCGGGCGCCCGGACAUAGACAGCAUACAUGUGGCAGCUGCGGUGAUCCCCAUGGGCUGGGUGAAUGCAGUGAGUCUGUUCCAGCACUUGCAUCGUCGUAUCGGCUUGGCGGAGUUUCCAGUUGGAGCGGGCUUGGAUCCCGCCGACGAAUGGCGGAGGGAUCGUCCAGUCCCCAGGGGCGCCCUGGAGGAAGGUACCGAAACAUUCAUGGAAGAUCAUGGCGGGGACUCUUUCCCCCGUGCACGCGAGACAGAGAGCCGCCUAUGUGGGAUGGUUGGCCAUCUGGAUUCUCUCGAGGCCGGUGGUGUCGCCGAGGAUGUUGAUGGUGGUGUUAGGCUUCCCUGUACUGUCCGUGGAUACGCUUCAUCUGAAAUCGACAAAGAUUGUUUACGGCUAACGAGAACGAGAUGGCCUGGAAUUGUCGAGUUGGGGAGUGUCGAAACCAUCACUGCCAAGGUCAUUGAACAACUGGCGGGAUCCAUCGGGUACCGGGUGGACUUUAUUCUCCUGGCAGCGGGAUGCCCGGGCCACGAACUCAGUACAACAACCUCUGGUUCACCUGAGGCUGGUGCCAGUUUGUUCUUUCAGAUUCCCAGAAUACGUGAUCUCCUCAAGGCUAGUUUCCAAGUGCCGGUUGAGAUGCUCGUUGAAAGUUUGUUUCCUCUGACCCCCGAGAGUCUAGGUCUAGGUAUCAUCAGUCGCACGUUGGAGCUAAAACCAUAUUUGGUGGAUGCCAAAUACUUUUCGUGGAUGCAGAGGCCCAGGUUGUUCUGGGUAACAUGGGCAGUGGCUGCUGCUGAAACAGAACAUCUGAUUGAUCGGGGAGCUUAUUUCGACUGGGUGUUUGAGGCCUCUCGAGAAGAUAAGCAAUCCUGGGUAGAUCCCGGAGUGGAGAGUGCAUCAGACGAAGCACAGGCACGGUGGGCGGAGGACUCAUACAAGCUGCCUGUGAGCAACUAUGAAGCUGAACACAUGAUCACUAUGAAUGGCGGACUGCUGCGCACGCUCACCUUAGCUGAGCGCGAAAAGUUGAUGGGAUUUGACGAUAACUACGUCAGUGAAGGUGUCGCACCGCCUUCGUGGACAAAGCUUCCUGCAUUCGUGAAGCAGUCGCAACCGGAUGCAGAGGUUAGUGGCUUGGUCACCCACUUCCUGAGGCCUGGCCUCGCAGUGGUAUUCAAAGCCAUCUUUUUCAAUGGGCGAUUGUACAUGGUUAUUCUUGGAGGCAUGAAGCCCACAUAA
Symbiodinium necroappetens is the source of this 2208-nucleotide messenger RNA. The record is from the annotation of a GenBank genome assembly. Lineage: Eukaryota; Dinophyceae; Suessiales; Symbiodiniaceae.